Messenger RNA from Tarenaya hassleriana, 922 nucleotides. RefSeq names its product 40S ribosomal protein S5-1. Gene Ontology annotation, cellular component: ribosome; cytosolic small ribosomal subunit. Gene Ontology annotation, molecular function: structural constituent of ribosome; rRNA binding; mRNA binding. The coding region runs from base 98 to 721 and encodes 207 amino acids. Gene Ontology annotation, biological process: translation; ribosomal small subunit assembly. NCBI's taxonomy places the organism in Eukaryota, Viridiplantae, Streptophyta, Magnoliopsida, Brassicales, Cleomaceae. The transcript is spliced from 5 exons. The record is from RefSeq and is a predicted model, not a curated record.
UUUCUCCUCUUUAAACGUGGAGUUUUAUUUCUUCUUCUUCAGCAGCCAAAAGCUUUAACCCUAGUCCCCUCCGCCAUCUCCCUCGCCAAUCUCAGCCAUGGCCGCCGCCGUUGAAGUGGACGCUGAUAUUCAGCAGGCGCUCACCAAUGAGGUCAAGCUCUUCAACCGCUGGAGCUUUGACGAUGUUUCGGUCACCGACAUCAGUCUUGUGGACUACAUUGGGGUUCAGCCGGCAAAACACGCAACCUAUGUCCCUCACACUGCUGGAAGAUACUCUGUAAAGAGGUUCCGAAAGGCUCAAUGCCCAAUUGUGGAGAGGCUGACAAACUCUCUUAUGAUGCAUGGAAGGAACAACGGUAAGAAAUUGAUGGCCGUGAGGAUCAUUAAGCAUGCCAUGGAGAUCAUCCACCUCUUGACCGACCUUAACCCAAUCCAAGUUAUCGUUGAUGCUAUCGUGAACAGUGGACCACGAGAGGAUGCAACCAGGAUUGGAUCUGCUGGUGUGGUUAGGAGACAAGCCGUGGAUAUCUCUCCGCUCAGACGGGUCAACCAGGCUAUCUACUUGCUGACAACCGGUGCACGUGAGGCUGCUUUCAGAAACAUCAAGACCAUUGCAGAGUGCCUCGCCGAUGAACUGAUUAACGCAGCAAAGGGCUCAUCCAACAGUUAUGCCAUCAAGAAGAAGGACGAGAUUGAGAGAGUUGCAAAGGCUAACCGUUGAAGAAAGAACCCUUUUGCCCUUUGCGGUAUUAUUAUCUCUUCAAAGAGUGUUUUUGUUCUCUUCUGGCUUAGCGUGGGGGAUGGUGUUUCAGAUGAUUUGUUCUCUGUUCCAUGGUCUUUAAAUUUCAUCCUUAAACUCAUUCGGUAGAUAAAUUUUGAGACACUUUAUGCCAUUAAAUCGUCUUAUCAGUCUUAAGCUUAA